Molecule: messenger RNA, 1426 nt
Organism: Brassica oleracea var. oleracea
Lineage: Eukaryota; Viridiplantae; Streptophyta; Magnoliopsida; Brassicales; Brassicaceae
Product: F-box protein SKP2B
Exons: 5
Coding region: 108-1187 (359 amino acids)
Molecular function (GO): protein binding
Source: RefSeq, a predicted model, not a curated record
CAUUGUCUAUCUCUCCUUCUCCUCUCGUUAUCAUCCUCACGAGUAUCCACGCGUUACUUGUAAGAGCAACGGAGAACCAAGGAACCGCUUUCAAAAAGUAUUAAAAGAUGGUGAGUGAAGAAGGGUCAGCAACACUUGACCGAUGCUUUGAAAAGAUGAAGAUGGAAGGCAUCGUGAUCAGCGAGUGGAAAGAUAUCCCUGUGGAGCUUCUCAUGAAGAUCCUUAACCUUGUUGAUGAUCGGACGGUCAUCAUUGCUUCUGGUGUUUGCAGUGGCUGGAGAGAUGCUAUUUCCUUUGGUCUCACUCGUCUCUCCCUCUCUUGGUGCAAGAAGAACCUGAAUAGUUUGGUUCUGUCUCUUGCUCCAAAACUCGUCAAGCUUCAGACAUUAGUAUUGAGACAGGACAACCCCCAGCUUGAGGACAACGCAGUGGAAGCAAUAGCGAAUCACUGUCACGAGCUACAAGAUCUUGACCUAAGCAAAAGCUUGAAACUCACCGACCAUUCUCUCUAUUCUCUGGCUCGCGGUUGCACAAACCUCACUAAACUCAACCUUAGCGGCUGCACUUCAUUCAGCGACACUGCUUUGGCCUAUUUGACAAGGUUUUGCAGGAAGCUCAAAGUUCUGAAUCUUUGUGGUUGUGUGGAAGCUGUAUCUGACAAUGCAUUGCAGGCUAUUGGAGAAAACUGCAAUGAGAUGCAGUCACUAAACUUGGGAUGGUGUGAGAAUAUAAGUGAUGAUGGAGUCAUGAGCCUAGCUUAUGGCUGUCCUGAUCUAAGAACCCUUGAUCUUUGCGGCUGUGUUCUAAUUACAGAUGAGAGUGUUGUUGCUUUGGCAAAUAAGUGUGUACACUUGAGGUCGUUGGGGUUAUACUAUUGCAGGAACAUAACAGACAGAGCAAUGUACUCACUGGCUCAGAGUGGAGUGAAGAACAAGCACGAGAUGUGGCGGUCGGUUAAGAAAGGAAAAUUCGAUGAAGAAGGUCUAAGAAGCCUCAACAUUAGCCAAUGCACUUACCUCACACCUUCAGCGGUUCAAGCUGUCUGUGAUACAUUCCCUGCGCUCCACACUUGCUCAGGCAGGCAUUCUCUGGUCAUGAGUGGUUGUCUGAAUCUAACAUCAGUUCACUGUGCCUGUAUCCUCCAGGCUCACCGCACCCACACCGCUCUCCCUCACCCGGCUCAUUAAGCCACCAGUGUGUAAGCCAGAGGGGUCUCUCUUCCUUGGUAUGUGUACAUAUAAGCCUAAGGUUAAGAAAUAAAAGCUUAUUUGUUUGAGUUUAUCUUCCCAUCUCAAGAUUUUACAUUACAGCAACCUUUAAAAUGAUUACAAGGUUCUUUACUUUGUUUAACAAUAUUUUGUAUAAGUUUGUGUAAGUUCGAUCCAUCAAAUCAUCAGCAUUACAAAACAUAUAUAUAAAGAAAUAC